ACGGCCCCCCCUUUGUGCCCCCCCAGAUGAUCAUCGAGCCCACGAGCCCGAAGCUGCUGCCGGACCCGCUGAAGGAGCCCUAUUACCAACCCCCCUACACGCUGGUCAUCGAGCUCACGGGGGUCCUGCUGCACCCUGAGUGGUCUCUGGUGACGGGCUGGAGGUUCAAGAAGCGCCCAGGCAUCGAGCACCUGCUGCAGCAGCUGGCACCGCUCUACGAGAUUGUCGUGUUCACCUCCGAGACCGGCAUGACAGCCUUCCCCCUCAUCGACAGCAUCGACCCCCACGGCUUCGUGUCCUACCGGCUGUUCCGCGACGCCACGCGGUACAUGGAGGGGCACCACGUCAAGGACAUCUCGUGCCUGAACAGGGACCCCGCUCGGGUGGUGGUCGUGGAUUGUCGGCGCGAGUCGUUCCGGCUGCAGCCCCACAACGGGCUGGGGCUGCCCCGCUGGGACGGGGCCUCGGAGGACAGGGCCCUCUACGACCUGGCCGCCUUCCUCAAGAGUGGGUGGUGUGACAGCCCCCUCUGGGAGCGCAUGCGCCGCGCCGUCUUCGUGCCGCUUCCGCCCUCACCUCUCUGCAAUUGGUCGUCGCACACGCGGCCCCGCCCCCCUCUCGCCUCCAUUGGCCGAGCAGUGGCGCCGCCAUUGGCCGUGCCCUCGAUCGCCCCGCUCUCCCUCCCUCUGAUUGGUCGGUGCCAGCGAGAAUGUCUCGCUCUGAUUGGGUGCCGGGACCGCGCCGGCGCGCUGCCGUACAGCAAGAUGGCGGCGUCCAUGGCGGGGCGGGCGGUGGCUUGGGGGGCCCGCGCGGUGCUCGGGGGGCGGCGGGGCUGCGCCGGUCCUGGGACCCCCCAGCAGGGACCCCCCGGGAACGCCCAACCGCGACCCCCCGCGGCCCCCCGCCGCGCCCUCAGUGGCCCCGACACCGCGGCCGUGCUGCGGGAGCGGCUGCGGCAGCACCAGGUGUCCGAGGGCCCCCCUGGCCCCCCCGAGGACGAGGACCCCCGGCGGGGGGGGCUGCGGCGCCUGGCCCUGCGCCUGGGGGGGCUCCUGGCGGCCUCCGGGGGGGUGGCCGUGCUCUACGUGUUCGGCAGCAACGCGGUGGACGAACACGGGGCCAAGAUCCCAGACGAGUUUGACGGUGACCCAUUUGGGAUUCGGCACCUCCGGCGGACCUACAAGUACUUCAAGGAUUACAGGCAG
Molecule: messenger RNA, 1205 nt
Organism: Empidonax traillii (willow flycatcher)
Lineage: Eukaryota; Metazoa; Chordata; Aves; Passeriformes; Tyrannidae
Gene: TIMM50
Product: translocase of inner mitochondrial membrane 50
Exons: 9
Molecular function (GO): phosphoprotein phosphatase activity
Source: RefSeq, a predicted model, not a curated record